UCUUACUUUUCGGCGAAUUUUUGGAAUUUUCUGCUAGCGCAUUGCCAACUGCUCUGGAGGUCCUCAGACAGCAAACGCGUUCAAUUGCUGAACUUAAAAGGAAAUCUCAGCUCAAGUUGUCUAAAUGGAACGAUGUCAAAACCAACGAAGAAGGAGACGACGGAAAAAAGUUGCAUUUUGUCAGUCCGGCGCGUAGGAAAUCAGUGCUGGCACCAAUUCUGAGCAAAAUCAAGAAUGGUACAGAUGCUUUGGAUGGUGAGAAAAAAGGCAACAGUGUUAUUGGUGGACUCAGUGGUGGUGGUAGUGGUGGCAUUAGCGGAGUUGGCGGCAUUUUGGGGAACGGCAUUAACGAUGGCAAUAGCCAUGUGACCGUGCAAAUUGAACCGGCUAAAAAGGUCAAGCGUCACAGCAUACACGGCAUGAUGGAGGAGGAGAAUAUAGUGCGGCCGCAUCAAGAGAUUCGACAGUUAACCUUGGAGGAGAAGAAAUUUCUAUUGGCGGUAGAGCGUGGUGAUAUGGCAGGGACACGAAGAAUGCUGCAAAAGGCACAAGAUACUGAUUAUAUCAAUGUCAAUUGUGUUGAUCCUUUGGGACGCACUGCCCUACUUAUGGCUAUUGACAAUGAGAAUUUGGAAAUGGUCGAACUACUCAUCAGUUAUAAUGUUGAUACCAAAGAUGCGCUUUUACACUCCAUAUCGGAGGAGUUCGUGGAAGCUGUGGAAGUGCUGUUGGAUCAUGAGAAUGUCACCUUUCAUACAGAGGGAAAUCAUAGUUGGGAGUCCCAAUCGGAGGACACUUCAACGUUCACGCCCGAUAUAACACCACUUAUUUUAGCUGCACAUCGUGAUAACUAUGAGAUAAUCAAAAUAUUGCUGGAUCGCGGAGCAGUACUGCCAAUGCCGCAUGAUGUAAGAUGCGGCUGUGACGAAUGUGUUCAAUCACGCCAAGAAGAUUCACUGCGACACUCACGUUCUCGCAUCAACGCCUAUCGUGCGCUGGCCAGUCCCAGCCUCAUUGCCUUGUCGUCAAAGGAUCCUAUUUUAACUGCAUUUGAAUUGUCAUGGGAAUUGAGACGUUUAAGUUUUCUCGAACACGAAUUUAAGAAUGAAUAUCAGGAAUUGCGCAAACAAUGUCAAGACUUUGCCACCGCUUUGCUCGAUCACACACGCACCUCACACGAAUUGGAAAUCCUAUUGAAUCAUGAUCCCACCGGUCCAAUCUAUGAACAUGGCGAACGUAUGCAUUUAAAUCGAUUGAAAUUGGCAAUCAAGUUGCGACAGAAAAAGUUUGUGGCCCACUCAAAUGUUCAACAACUUUUGGCCAGCAUUUGGUAUGAGGGUUUGCCGGGAUUUCGACGCAAAAAUAUGGCAUUGCAGGCACUGGAUAUUAUACGAAUUGGUAUAAUGUUUCCCAUAUUCUCAUUCGCCUACAUUUUGGCGCCAUACUCCAGUAUUGGACACACGAUGCGUAAACCAUUUAUCAAAUUUAUAUGCCACAGUGCCUCCUACUUUACUUUUCUAUUUCUACUGAUGCUCGCUUCACAACGCAUCGAAACAUUCAUUGGUGGCUGGUUUUGGAGCGAUACGAAAAACAUCAUCACACAAGUGGAAGAGGUGCCAACAAAGCGUGGCGCAAAACCAACUUUCAUCGAAUGGUUAAUACUGGCUUGGGUUAGUGGUUUAAUUUGGAGCGAAGUCAAGCAGCUGUGGGAUGUCGGCCUGCAGGAGUAUCUCAACGAUAUGUGGAAUGUCAUCGAUUUUGUAACAAAUUCACUUUAUGUGGCUACGGUGGCAUUGCGCGUGGUGUCUUUCUUUCAGGUGCAAAAAGAAAUGAUCAUUAAUCCGAAUGCCACCGAUUUGCCGCGAGAGCGUUGGGACACUUGGGAUCCAAUGCUCAUCUCGGAGGGCCUCUUUAGUGCGGCAAACAUUUUCAGUAGCCUCAAAUUGGUAUACAUCUUUUCGGUGAAUCCACAUUUGGGACCACUGCAAGUGUCUCUGUCGCGUAUGGUUAUGGAUAUCAUGAAGUUUUUCUUUUUGUACGUGCUCGUGCUAUUCGCCUUUGGCAGUGGCUUGAAUCAAUUGCUGUGGUACUAUGCGGAUUUGGAGAAGAAGCGUUGUCCUGAAGUUUCGCCCACGAAUGUGCUCAUGAACAUGAAUGGCACUACCGAUCCGAAUGCUUGCAUUGUGUGGCGUCGAUUUUCGAACCUCUUCGAGACCACACAGACACUAUUCUGGGCCGUUUUUGGUCUAAUCGAUUUGGACAGUUUUGAGUUGGAUGGCAUCAAGAUAUUUACGCGUUUCUGGGGUAUGCUGAUGUUUGGCACAUAUUCGGUUAUCAAUAUUGUGGUGCUACUGAAUCUGCUUAUUGCUAUGAUGAAUCAUUCAUAUCAAUUAAUUUCGGAGCGUGCCGAUGUUGAAUGGAAAUUCGCGCGUUCCAAACUAUGGAUAAGUUACUUUGAGGAGGGUGGCACCUGCCCACCACCAUUUAAUAUCAUACCAACACCGAAAUCUAUCUGGUAUGCGUUCAAAUGGGCGCGCAGAGUGUUCUGCAGUGGGUCGUCGGCAGCCAGAAGAGAGCAUCUAAAGACAAUACGGCGCAAAGCACAGCAGGCGAGUGAUCGCGAUUUCAAGUAUCAGCAAAUAAUGCGCAAUUUGGUGCGUCGCUAUGUGACGGUGGAGCAACGUAAGGCCGAGUCGCAGGGCGUCACCGAAGACGAUGUGAACGAAAUCAAGCAGGACAUAUCGGCUUUCCGUUGUGAAUUGGUGGAGAUUUUGAAGAAUAGCGGUAUGGAUACUAAUGUUACAGCUGGACAAGGUGGAGGUGGCGGUAAGAAGAAUCGCCAGAAGGAACGUCGACUUAUGAAAGGUUUUAAUAUUGCGCCACCCGGUUCUACGGGUUCACUGGCGCCAGUUGCGGAAUUCUCCACCUCUUUAGACAAUUUCGAUUCGCAACACGAAAUACUCAGCUCCACACUAUCGAAUCUUUUCAAUUCAAAUUUUAUACACAAGAAUCCGCAGAAUGGCAAUACUAAUGGCAAAGAAUCGCCUACAAAUGGAACUACUACAACAACAACUACAAUACAAACAACGACAAAAUACAAUAAAUCCGCGUUGAAGCCUCACAACAAACGCAUUGCGGGACACAAGAAACGUUGGGGUACGCUCAUCGAGGCUGCUAAGGUGGGUAAUGUUUCGAAAAUGUUAGGCCGUUCGAAGUCAGAGGACUCAGUGUGCAAUUCCUCCGCAAACUCAUCGCCAGUUCAUGGCCAGGUGCGCGUGACUUAUGCACAGAAUUCUGCACAGCAUUACAUAACCAACGGUGACCCAACUACUGGCAAUCAGCAUGCAAACGCCCACACUCCAGCACACAGCGCAGUGCACGCGAGCACAUUUAUGAAGGAUCACACCAACAGCUUAAAUAGCGGUAGCGGUAACAGUGUCAGCAGCAAUGGUAGUGGAGCUUCGCAUUUCUUUCACACAACAACCGGUCUCACUGCCAUAGCCGCUUUGAAAAAGAAACGCAAGAAGUUUUCAUCGAGUAAAAAUAUCUGCCCCGUUAACGAAUCUAUGUCCACUGCCAAUGGAUCGGAGGCAGCAUUGAACGACAAGUCGCUUAAGCGCGUCUCCAGCUAUCCAGCAUCACAUACCGAUGGCGUCACGCCAUGUGGCAAAGAUGCCACAAUCAUCGCCAAACCACGUCGCCAUGAACAGACACAAAGUCAACACGACUCUGUCGAAACGUCGACGGAAUUUACACUCUCCAGUGAGACACACCACUUGGAUCCAUCCAAUACAUCCGUCAAUUCACGUGAACCACUAAUAAGUGGCAGUUAUGCAUCGACCAGCAUAAUGGGUUAAGCCUCGAAGUCAAAAUAUAAAAGAAGUAGGUUAUUUAGUGCACAAACAUGGGCGAUUCAUAUGCAUACCUACAUACAAUUGACUUGAAACAUUUUAUAAGCAAAAUGCACUCAUAAAAGGAAAAACUAAAGAAACUUAAAGAAAACAGUGUAAAAGUUGAUCUCGAACAGAUGGGAAAAUAUGUAAAAGAAAGAAAUUUACAACUACAUAUUCAUGCAUUUACAUACAUACAGACAUAUAUUAUCAUUAAGCACAAUUGCAUGCAUACUUACCUGGCACUUAUAUAAGUACGAGCAUACAACUCGUUAUACAAGGUGGCGCAAAAUUAAUCACCCUAUCGGAAGAUUUAUAAUUUUUGCAAAUGGCGUCGUACGUCAUACACAUUUGACGCUUGUGACGUAGACGACUGCAUUUUACAAACUGGUAAGCACUGGAGCGUUCCCAUGACCGGCGGUUUUAUGUUACUAGAACAACUAGGAUUUAUAUCCGACUCAGGACUGUCAUUCCCCGUACAUAUAUGGGGAAUUUUUAUGCUGCUACAAUAAAAACAACAACAACCAUCGCUCACAAUUAUUUUUUAUUUAGUCAAAAAAGUUAUUCACAAACCAAAUUCGAUGAUUAAUUUUGCGCCCCCACAUAUCACAUUUACAAGUAAAAUCCAAGUAAACAGCACCAUAAGAAUUUCACGAAUACAAUCAAAUAGCUAUACACAUACAUAUUUAUAUAACAACUCCAUAUGGAAAUCUUAGAAAAUUGCACUUAAAAAGGUGUACACUUCAAUGAGCAGAAACAGGCGCGCGUACCCAGGAUAAACUGCAUUGAAUGUUUAAAUCCUAAAUUCAAUCCAAAUUCUUACCUUAAUUAUCAUACAAUCCCUUCAGAGAUGCCUGACUUUGAAGAUGGAUUCCUAUAAAAAUCGUUCAGCCUCGGUUAGAUUAGAUUUUGUGCCUUUUUUUAUUAAAGAAGUUCUUUGUCAUCCAAAUUGAGAUCCAUUUUUUAUGAAAUUAGAAUCAGUCUGUCGGUUUAGAAAGCGAAGAAGUUCGCCUCUAAUUUAAGUCUUCUUUUCACUGAUUGUGAACUAUUUCUUCUUUUGUUUUCUUUCCAUUAGCCUCCUACUUUUCCUACAGAAAGAAACAAAAAUGGACUGCUACUCGUACAAAGUAGACGAAAUAUAAUAUAAUGCAGGGCGGGUGAGAGACCCCCAGCACGUAUAUAUUUUUCUAUCUAAAAAGUAAUGUAGCGGUGGCGAUUGGCCCCAGCACACGCUAAAUUCUAUUUACAAAAAGAAAAUCUCUACAGCGCGUAGUGGAAGGAGUUCACAGCAAUUUUUUGAUCAUUUUAAAACUUUUCAAUGAAAAAUAAGUUCAAAAAAUGUGUUGGCCCUUAAUUGUUGGUAUUAUGUUUUAUUGUUGUGUGUGUGUUUCCAGAUAUGUUGUUGCAUUUAUGCACGUUUACAUUUACAUUAUUCAUUCGUCGAUAUCUAUUCCACGUCAAAUUGCAUUUAAAUCAUUGCAUCCACCGCCCAAUCUCACGCCACGCAUUUAAAACAUUAUCGUUGUUAGUGUUAAUCGCUUGCACCGAACACACAAACAUUACCACCAGCGAAUUACAUAAUCAUAAAUUAAACAACUACUCAUAUCAAUGUUAAAAGUUGCCUUAGAACGAAAUUUUUUUAUAUAAAAACAAAAAAAGCAGUCGAAAUAAUUAUAAAUAAAAAAAUUAAAAAAUACAAAUCGUACAUAAAACAUAAUAAAGUUUUGGAUGAAUAUUUAUGAAAACAGUUAAUUUAAUAAUAAAAAUACUACUAUAUAUUUAAAAAAAUGCAAAAACAGCAACAAUAGCGGCAAAGCAAAUAAGCAAACAAACGCCUAUAAAAAUUACAAACAAAAUAAUUAAAUAAAAAUAAGUGGUAGGCAUUUGUUAAUAUUAAAACCAAUUAAGACAGCAAUAAAUACUAUGGCAAAAAGGUUUACGGGGCAAAAAAUAUCGGUAGAGCUAAAACAAUAAUAAAAUAACGCAUCCGUACAGUGGCUGCAACGCUUAAUCGUACAGACUCAGCGUUCAAUUUUAUUUCGCAGCAGAAUUUCGGAACUGUAAAUUAAUUAAAUCUCGCAAAAAGCAAGUUUUUCACUUAUUUAAAGUCAUAUGAUGUUCUGGAGACCGACAUCCAGAGCAUACUCAAAUUAUGGAGGGAACACUUCUCGAACUUGCUAAAUAGUGACAACUGCGCAUGUCAUAGAGAAUAUGAAAAUCCCAAUACCCCAAUCGUUGACGACGGGACUGUCAUUCCGCUAUCCGACUAUGGCGAGGUGAGAAUAGCGAUAACGCGGGAGCCGACGGACUGCCGGCUGAGCUCUUCAAACAUGGCGGCGAGGAGCUGGUAAAGUGCACACAUCAGCUCCUAUGCAAAAUAUGGUCGGAUGAAAGAAGGGUGAUCCUGAAAUGUGGGCCAAUUACGCAGGAUUAGUCUUUUAAAUAUCGUCCAUAAGGUUCUAGCGAGUGUAUUUUGUGAAAGUCUUGGAAAAUACCCUUGAAAUAAGAAUCGAUACACAUAAUCUUUUUGUCGAUUUUAAAGCUGAAAAGGAGUUGCCUAUAUACCGCGAUGCCGAUAUGCCGCGGCCGCCGUAGCCGAAUGGGUUGGUGCGUGACUACCAUUCGGAACUCACAGAGAGAACGUAGGUUCAAAUCUCGGUGAAACACCAAAAUUAAGAAAAAGUUUAUUUCUAAAAACGGUCGCCACUCGGCAAGCAAUGGCAAACCACCGAGUGUAUUUCUGCCAUGAAAAAGCUCCUCAUAAAAAAAAUCUGCCGUUCGGAGUCGGCU
Messenger RNA from Anastrepha ludens (Mexican fruit fly), 6680 nucleotides. It is a transcript of the gene Trpgamma, whose product is annotated as transient receptor potential-gamma protein. Lineage: Eukaryota; Metazoa; Arthropoda; Insecta; Diptera; Tephritidae. Gene Ontology annotation, cellular component: membrane; cation channel complex. Gene Ontology annotation, biological process: manganese ion transport; calcium ion transmembrane transport; regulation of cytosolic calcium ion concentration. The transcript has 22 exons. Bases 420 to 3857 code for a protein of 1145 amino acids. The record is from RefSeq and is a predicted model, not a curated record. Gene Ontology annotation, molecular function: inositol 1,4,5 trisphosphate binding; store-operated calcium channel activity; protein binding.